UUUGUGGAUUAGUGUGAUUUAUAUCCUCCCUCAAACAUAUCUAUGUCAAAUCUUGUAUUUGGCCCUUCCACAGGAUGAAUGUCGAGAAUUUCGGGAUCUAUUCAAGAACGGGAAGCUUUCCUGCACAAGAGAAAAUGACCCUGUCCGGGAUUCUUCUGGGAAGCAGCACAGCAAUAAGUGCAUCAUGUGUGCAGAGAAGUUCAAAAAGGAGAAUGAGCAGAAGUCAUCUAAAAACAGACAAGGAAAAAAUAAGGACGACUGCAGUGAGUAUCGCUCCCAGUUCGAGGCCCGUGGAAGGCUGUCCUGCACGAGGGAGAAUGACCCCGUUCGGGAUUCUUCGGGCAAGCAGCACAUCAACAAAUGUCUCAUGUGCGCUGACAAACUCAAAAAGGAAGCCCAAAGAGGAGGCCAGUCUGGGGGAAAUGCCCAGCGUAACCGUGAGCUCACGUCAGAGAGGAAAACUGAGAAGAGCUGCAGUGGCUCAGGGUCACAGCAGGCAGCGAGUGAGCAGCAUCCGUCCUCUGCAAGCACAGGCCUGCAAAGAGACCAAGCUCAGCAUGGUGGGAACUGUGACCCUGGACUUGGGCGCAAAGGACAGAGCCGAGACACGGACACCUACCAGCCACUGGACUGUGAUCGAAUUCUGCAUGGGGUAAAGGGUGGAAGGAUUUUCUGCAGCAAAUCCUCACAACCCGUCUGUGGCACUGAUGGGAAAACAUACAAAAAUGAAUGUGACUUGUGUUCAGCUGCCAUGAGAGCUACAAACUACAUCACAGUAAGCUACCAAGGUGAAUGCCGAAAGCCUGCUGCAGAAGUGCAGUAAUGGAGUUCCUACUGCCAACAAGUAUCAGGAAUCAGCUGUGACCAAAGGUAAGGAGAGCAGCGCUGUGAUUUAUUCCCUCUGGGCCAGCCUGCCCUGGAGACAGCAUUUCACAAGGUUUGAUUGUC
Messenger RNA from Tinamus guttatus (white-throated tinamou), 948 nucleotides. RefSeq names its product serine protease inhibitor Kazal-type 5-like. NCBI's taxonomy places the organism in Eukaryota, Metazoa, Chordata, Aves, Tinamiformes, Tinamidae. Gene Ontology annotation, molecular function: protein binding. The record is from RefSeq and is a predicted model, not a curated record.